AUGCUGAAAAGUACAACAAAAACUGAUAGCACAAAGCGAGAUCAAAAUAGGAAAUUAUUACAAAAAAAAUUAUCGAAAGAUUCUGUUACAUCUACGAAAUUUUGUGAUUCUUCUGAAGAAAGAGAAGCUGGAUCAAAUACUAGCAGCAACGUUAGUGUAAAAAUAUUGGAAAAAUUAAAUAAUACAAGAAAUUUGACUGCUAAUAAUACGGAUUCAUUUAUUUGUGACCUAAAAAAAUCUUCUAACGUCAAUUACAAAAAAUUCAGUAAAAAUAAUUCACAAAGGUUAAAUAAUACUAACGUAUUAGAUAAAGUUGAUAGUACAAAUUCAUUCAUUGUAAUUCCAGGAAAAACUAAAGAAAGCGACAAGCAUUCAGAUGAAAGUAAUAUUUCUAAUAAGUUAAACAGUAACAAAAUUGAAGGAGACAUUCAUAAUCAGGAGAAUAUUAUAAAUAUAGAAGAAUCAAGUAUCAAUAACGAUAUUUUAAAUAUUGAAAAAAAUAAUAACAAAAAAUUAAGCAAAGAGCUAAAUAUAUCGAAUGAUUAUACAAAAAGUAUACCCUAUACAACUACAUUUAAAGACAAUUUAACAAAAGACGAAAAUAAUAUAUAUUAUAAUCUUGACAAUAAUCCAUAUUUUUAUUCAUAUAACAAUCCUAAAUAUUUUACCAACAAUUUUAAUUCUCAUAAAUCUGAUUACUUAAGUUCUUAUCCUAACAAUAACCUUAAUUCAUAUAUUGGAAAUAGCUCCCAUAUUGAUAAAAUUUUGAAUUCUUAUGCCAAUAAUAGUCUUAAUUCUUAUUCAAAUAAUAAUUUGAAUUAUUACACUAGUAACAACUUAAAUUCACAUUCAAAUAAAAAUAUCAUCAUUAAUCCAAAAUUAAACAGUACUUUGCCAUAUUUAAAUAAUUUCGAGUAUAAUAGUAAAAGACUAAAUACAAUUAAUACAUCUUUGGAUGAAAAUUGUAAUCUUAAUAUAGCAGAUGAAAUGGAUUUUAUAAAUAUGUAUAGUAGUCCUACUUCUAUAGGUAGUAACAAUUCAAAUAUACAUGAUUCUACCCAUUACAUGGAUGAUAACACAUAUAUAAAUGAUAAUAAUUAUACUAAUAAUACUCACCAUAAUAUAUCAUCAGAAACUGUUAAUUAUAAUAAUAAUAUCGAGAGAAACAUUUAUAAUAAUAAUGUAAGUUCGAAUUCAUAUUUUACUAAUACGGGAAAAAGUAUUAAUGGCAAAAUAGAGGAAACUUCGAAUUGCAUUGAUCAUAAAUAUAGUAAUUUUGUAGAUCAAUCUUUAGUAAAUAAUGAUAUUUUUAAAUUAAAUGCAAUUAGGGAAAAUGAGGCAGUUAUAAAUGAUGUUUCAAUUUCUGAAAAAAUUAGCUCUCAUACCGAUUAUUCAAGAGCAAAACACAGUUCUCACACUAUAGAUAAACGAAUAGUUCAUGAAGGAUUUGAUACAAUUAAAGUUCCAAAAUAUCGAGAAGUGGAAGUUAUCGAAAAAAUUGUAGAAGUUCCAGUGGUUCACAAAGUUAAUAAAUAUAUAAAUAAAUACGAAAUUAAAGAAGUUGAAAAAGUUGUAAAGAAGCCGAUAAAUAAAUAUGUAGAAACAAAAAUAGAAGUUCCUGAAUUGCAUUUUCAAGAUAAAAUAGUUGAAGUUCCAGAAUUGCACGAGGUUGUAAAAAUAGUUGAAAAACCAGAAAUAAGAGAAAGAAUAAUAUACAAGAAUAAAAUUGAGACAAAAAUAAUACCAAAGUAUAUUGAAGUUCCCGUAGUAAAAAUAGUUAACAAGUAUGAGGAAUAUGAUGAUAUAGGAGAAGUUAUAAAAACUGUACCAGUAAAAAAGAUUGUAGAGAUACCAAAUGAAGUAAUAAAACAAGUUAAAAUUCCAAUAAAAAAAAUAAUAGAAAAACCUAAUUAUGUACCUAUAAUUAAAUAUCGUGACGUCCCUAUAGAGAAAAUAAGAUAUGUUCCUAAAAUACAAACAGUUGAAUUAGUAAAAACUAUACCUAAAAUAAUAGAUAUACCAGUUCCAGUAAAAGUACCGAAAAUAAAAAUUAUAGAUAAGCCAUAUUACAUAAAUAAAUAUAUUGAUAAACCUGUUGUUGUACCUGUUUCAAAGAAAAUUAAGCCAAUAUAUAAAUAUGAAGGUAAAAAAAUAAUAGAAGUACCUAUCCACAAACCAUAUAUUGUAACUCAUGAUACCGUUAUUUCAAGGAAUAUUGAAAAUAGCAUGAAUACUGGUAGAUGUUCAAUAUAUACAAAAAAGUUAGAUCUUGAUUCUCUUAGUCCUAUGAAAAGAGAUGAAUUGUUUAACAUUGUAAAUAAAAAUAACUUUAAUUUGCAAAGAUCGAUAAGUGUGGAUAAUAUUUUCAAUAAUCAUAGUUUUAGAAAUAAUGACUUAAUUGAUAAUAUAAAUGUAAAUGGGAAUAAAGAGAAUAAUAAAAAUUUAUUUAACAUGUUUUCGAAAGUGGAUUAUAAUGAAGAUCAACAAUUUUUAAAUAAAAACAAUUUAAACUGUUUAAGAUUUUCGAGAAGCUUAAAUAACAAUAUCGAUAUAAAUAGAACCGGUUUUAACUCUAUAAAAAAUAACAGUUAUUUAAAUAAUACAGUAAAAUAUAAUAAUAUAUUUUAUUCAAAUGAAAUGAAUGAUCCCAGUAAUGUGGAAAAAUUGAUUUGUAAUAACAUUGGUUUACCUAGAGAUUAUAAUUCAAUUAAUCCAUUAGUUAAUAAUAUCCAGGAGUCAGGGCAAGUUUCUCCCAUAGAUCCCAAAUAUAAUUUGAAUUUUCAAAAAAAUGUAAAUAGAUAUAGCUCACCAUUUUCAAAAAACAAUCGAAAUAGUAAUGCACAUAUGAAUGACAUAAACAAUUUAGAUUCCUCGUAUUAUUUUGCAAAUAGUAAUGGUAUUUCAAAUAUGAAUAAAUUUCAAAACCAAAUUAAUAGUAAUGCGAAUAUAUUUGAUGACCAAAGUUUAAAUGGAUACAAAUCGAAGUUUUUUUCAAAUAAUCCUUAUAAAGAUUGUGGAAAUUCUAACAAUUUAACUAAUUUUCGUAAUACUAAUAAUAUCAGUUUCAUGAGGUCAAGAAGUCCUAGCGUGUGUUCUGCUGAUGGAAUCAGUGCUUAUGUUGUUGAAUAUGUUGGUGACCAAAAUAAAGGAUUCAAUGAUACCUCUUUCUCUAAAGGAUUAAAUAAUAAUUUUGCUGAUGAAAUUGGCAGCAAUUAUUCUUUUAGCGGAACAUUAACUAAUAAGAUGAACGAACAAUUUAUGAAUAAAUAA
This is a messenger RNA of Plasmodium relictum, 3270 nucleotides long. It is a transcript of the gene IMC1f, whose product is annotated as inner membrane complex protein 1f, putative. The transcript is spliced from 3 exons. NCBI's taxonomy places the organism in Eukaryota, Apicomplexa, Aconoidasida, Haemosporida, Plasmodiidae. The record is from RefSeq and is a predicted model, not a curated record. Bases 1 to 3270 code for a protein of 1089 amino acids.